CCCGAGGAGAAAAAAAAGUCAGGCACCGAAGAGGCUAGAGUCCAGAGCAGCUGGGUGAAGCGAGGGGACUUAGAUACGGAGAAAAUGCCUAGAGGUGCGCCUGGAGAGAACUCUGAGGAAUCUGCAGAGUAGGGGCCCUGAGGGCGCUCUGGCUUAAAGAGAUCGAAAGGGGACCCAGAGAUCUGGAGGAGAGGCUCGCUGGGAGCGGGGACGGGGAUCCAGCGCAGAGACAGCCCCGAGGGCAAUCACGGCGGGCGAGAACCCUGGUGUGGGAAGAGCAUCGAUCGAAGAGGUGGCCGGAUAGCUGAGCGGAGAUCUACCUAUCAGAGCCCAGCAAGCGGUGGAUCGCACUGGACAGACCCUUGAGGGCGAUUACUUGGAGCUAAGCCUGUGAGGCAGUGAGAACCCCAGACCCUGCUGCUGAGGCCUCCUAGGGACAUGGAGACUUCCAAUGGGACAGAGCCUUGGUACGUGAGCCUACAGGCAGUUCUGAGAGACCUGAAUGCCACACUACACAGGAGCCUUCCUUGUCAACCAGGACCACUGCUUCAUAACCAGACCCAGACCCAGCCUUCCCAGAAGACUACACCCGGCCGAGAUGACAAUUCCUACAUGUACAUCCUCUUUGUCAUGUUUCUUUUUGCCAUCACAGUGGGCAGCCUCAUCCUAGGCUAUACCCGCUCCCGCAAGGUGGACAAGCGCAGUGACCCCUACCAUGUCUACAUCAAGAAUCGAGUGUCAAUGAUCUAGUGCCGUGGGGAUGGCGAGGAGGUGGACCAGGGCACCCAGAGGCAGGCAGAUUCCUGACAGCCCAGCUGGGAAGUAGAAUGCCCAAGAGUUCAGCAUUUCAGAUCUCUGAUGUUGAAUCUGGCUAUGCUAAAGAUCCUCCCAGGAUUUAGAGCUAGGUCUACAUCGUGUCCAACCCUCUCACUUUAUAGAUUGUGAAAACUGAAAUCCAGAGAGUAAUUUGCUCUGUGACACACAGGUGACUCAGUCCCUCAGUGCACCCAUAUGUAAUUCAGUGCUGUGGGGGGUACACAGGAAAGAAUGACAGCCCUUAAACUCUGGUAGAGAAGACAUGUGUACAGAUAAUGAUAAUACAAAGUGGAAUAUGCUAAAGACCAUAAUGAAAGUACAAACACAGGGCUGGAUUGGGCAGAUCUGCUCAAAAGGAGAGAAUAUUUCUAGCUGGUGUGGGGUGAUCAAGAUUGGCCCCUGGGUGGAAGUGGAGUGAGGUGGGAGACCAAGGAAGAUUUCCUGGAAGAGGAGGCAGCAGAGGCAGCAUUUGAAUUGUGUGUGUGUGUGUGUGUGUGUGUGUGUGUGUGUGUGUGUGUGCCAAAGCAAUCUUAGAAAGUAAGCUCUGGGCCACAGGAAGUAGGCAUGCCAUGAUAUUGCAGCAUAGGGUACACAAGAAAGCCAGUUGAAAGAUCUGAUAGCAAUCUCCCCUGGGAGUCAGCUGCUGCCACCAAACAUUUUCCUAGCAGCAAUGGGCAAAAAGAAGUCAAUGAGGUGGUGCAGUGGAUAAAGCACCGGCCCUGGAUUCAGGAGUUCCUGAGUUCAAAUCCGGCCUCAGAUACUUGACACUUACUAGCUGUGUGACCCUGGGCAAGUCACUUAACCCCCAUUGCCCCGCAAAAAAAAAAAGUCAAUGAAACACAGUGACCUUGAGAACAGCCAAAUAUGCCCUGGGAGGCCCAGAGCCACAGCACAACAUGAUUGAGGUGCAUUGUGGACAUAGCAGAUGGAAGCAAGAUUGAGGAAUCUGGGGGUCUCCCCCAGCUGCACCUGUCUUGGGCUCUGGAGUCAACACUUCCUCACUUCGAGUUAACAUUAACUUCCUGGGGUUUCCUUCCAUGAGUUUUACAAGUCAGGGUUUGUAUACCAUCUGGGUGUUCCAGGAGAAUGGGGGUCCCUGCUAGUGACUAUUUGUCUGUCUGUAUUUGGGUAGCAGGAGUGAGCCAGGGGCAUGGGGCAUGCUUCUGCUGACUUAGCUGAUCCCAAGAAGGUCAGCCUGAAACUCUCCCUCUACUUCAUGAUUAAGGACGAAUUUAAAGAAAGAGCCUGACGUUUGUAGAGGAUUUCAAGAGAGAAAUAUUGAGAGAAGUGAAGGAAUUCCAGGUAAAGGGAAUAGUUGGUGAAUAGGGCACAGAAAUGGGAAAGGAUGAAAUUGUGGGUCUCCCAAUCUGGCUAAGGCAUAAAGUACCUGAUGGGGAGCAGUACAAGAAAGCACUGAUAAGAGAGGGCAGAUUCAAGGCCUGGAAUGCCAUAUCGUGGAGUCUGACCUUUGCUCUUUUGGCUAUUUGGAGCCACAGGGGAGAGAUGGGUUCUUAAAAGUUGUGCUUUGAGAAGAUGACCAUCAGGGUGUGAAAGAGGGGAAGAAGGACAAUAGCCAAUCAUAUACCUCACUCCAGAGUUUUAGAGAUCCCAGCAUGGGCCUUAAGAGCUAGUAGCGGAAAGAACUGUUGGGCACACUGAGCCAAAUACCACCUCUACUAUUCCAUCCUUUGGAAUGAAAAGAGCCAUGUUCCUACCCACCAGGCUUCCAGAUGUCACCUUCGACCAUCCAGAAAGAAAUUGGUUGGCACAGAGGACUGAUGCCCAGUGGAGAUUGAGUCAGUAAUGGAAAAAAGAAGAUCGGAGACACAGGGGGAGGCAGAGAGGAGAGAGUGGGCUGGGCUAC
Messenger RNA from Dromiciops gliroides (monito del monte), 2680 nucleotides. RefSeq names its product potassium voltage-gated channel subfamily E regulatory subunit 3 (gene KCNE3). The record is from RefSeq and is a predicted model, not a curated record. Gene Ontology annotation, biological process: regulation of ventricular cardiac muscle cell membrane repolarization; potassium ion export across plasma membrane; membrane repolarization during action potential. Bases 439 to 750 code for a protein of 103 amino acids. Gene Ontology annotation, cellular component: membrane. Gene Ontology annotation, molecular function: voltage-gated potassium channel activity involved in ventricular cardiac muscle cell action potential repolarization; delayed rectifier potassium channel activity; transmembrane transporter binding. The transcript is spliced from 2 exons. Lineage: Eukaryota; Metazoa; Chordata; Mammalia; Microbiotheria; Microbiotheriidae.